AUGCCACCAAAGAAAGCCGCCCGCCCAGCACAGGAGAACAUCUCCCUUGGCCCUCAGGUCAGAGAUGGCGAACUCGUCUUCGGUGUCGCAAGAAUCUUUGCGUCUUUCAACGAUACCUUCGUCCAUAUCACUGAUCUUUCUGGCCGCGAAACUAUCACCCGUGUUACUGGUGGAAUGAAGGUCAAGGCAGACCGUGACGAGUCCUCCCCAUACGCCGCUAUGUUGGCUGCUCAAGAUGUCGCAAUUCGAUGCAAGGAAUUGGGCAUCAACGCUCUCCACAUCAAGAUCCGUGCCACUGGAGGUAACGGCACCAAGACCCCAGGCCCAGGAGCCCAGUCCGCUCUCCGUGCCCUCGCUCGUUCAGGAAUGAAGAUUGGUCGUAUUGAGGAUGUCACACCAACACCAUCCGAUAGCACCCGCCGUAAGGGAGGUCGUCGUGGUCGUCGUCUUUAG
Messenger RNA from Glarea lozoyensis ATCC 20868, 453 nucleotides. RefSeq names its product Translational machinery component. The record is from RefSeq and is a predicted model, not a curated record. The transcript has 5 exons. Gene Ontology annotation, biological process: translation; ribosomal small subunit assembly; maturation of SSU-rRNA from tricistronic rRNA transcript (SSU-rRNA, 5.8S rRNA, LSU-rRNA). Gene Ontology annotation, cellular component: cytosolic small ribosomal subunit; ribosome. The coding region runs from base 1 to 453 and encodes 150 amino acids. NCBI's taxonomy places the organism in Eukaryota, Fungi, Ascomycota, Leotiomycetes, Helotiales, Helotiaceae. Gene Ontology annotation, molecular function: structural constituent of ribosome; small ribosomal subunit rRNA binding; mRNA 5'-UTR binding.